Sesamum indicum (sesame) is the source of this 1616-nucleotide messenger RNA. Its product is annotated as COP9 signalosome complex subunit 5. The record is from RefSeq and is a predicted model, not a curated record. NCBI's taxonomy places the organism in Eukaryota, Viridiplantae, Streptophyta, Magnoliopsida, Lamiales, Pedaliaceae. Gene Ontology annotation, molecular function: protein binding; metallopeptidase activity.
CGGGUAAAAAAUCUGCCAUUUUCGCCCAAACUCUCAACAGGCGAAGCAAAAGAGCGACUCUGAGCAGCCUUUGCUACUGAUUCUCUCUGUCUUUUACCUUUGCAAUGGACCCGUUUUCGUCGGCAGCGAUUGCUCGGCAGACGUGGGAACUGGAGAACAACAUCGUCUCGGCCGGCGACGCCUCGGACUCAUCCGCCGCGGCGUCGGACGCCAUCUUCUACUACGACGAGGCAGCGCAGGCCAAGUUCCAGCAGGAGAAGCCGUGGGCGAAUGAUCCUCACUACUUCAAGCGCGUGAAAAUCUCCGCGCUCGCGCUACUCAAGAUGGUCGUCCACGCGCGCUCCGGCGGCACGAUUGAGGUCAUGGGACUCAUGCAGGGAAAGACUGAUGGGGAUGCGAUUAUUGUAAUGGACGCUUUUGCCCUCCCCGUCGAGGGUACUGAAACUAGGGUUAAUGCGCAGGCGGAUGCGUAUGAGUAUAUGGUUGAUUAUUCGCAGACUAAUAAACAGGCGGGUCGCCUGGAGAAUGUAGUAGGGUGGUAUCAUUCUCAUCCUGGCUAUGGAUGUUGGCUAUCUGGUAUAGAUGUUUCCACACAAAUGCUUAACCAGCAAUACCAGGAGCCCUUUCUGGCAGUUGUUAUCGAUCCAACAAGGACUGUUUCUGCUGGAAAAGUUGAUAUCGGUGCUUUCAGGACAUACCCAGAUGGAUACAAGCCUCCAGAUGAGCCUGUCUCCGAGUAUCAGACAAUCCCCUUGAACAAAAUUGAAGACUUUGGCGUGCACUGUAAACAGUAUUAUGCAUUGGAUAUCACAUAUUUCAAGUCAUCUCUUGACUGUCAUCUCUUAGAUCUGCUAUGGAAUAAGUAUUGGGUGAACACCCUUUCUUCAUCUCCUUUGCUGGGGAACGGAGAUUAUUUUGCUGGUCAAAUCUCAGAUUUAGCUGAGAAAAUAGAGCAAGCUGAAAAUCAGUUGUCCCAUUCACGCUUUGGGUCCUUGCUAGCAGCUCCGCAGAGGAAGAAAGAGGAAGAAUCUCAACUUACCAAAAUCACUCGUGAUAGUGCAAAGAUAACUGUGGAGCAGGUUCAUGGUUUGAUGUCACAGGUAAUCAAGGAUAUUCUUUUCAACUCUGUCCGGCAGUCCAACAAAUCUCAAGCCGAGUCAUCUGGUCCUGAGCCAAUGGUUGAAACCUGAACAACCGACUUAAACAUGUGUCAUUUUUCUGGCGGUGUAGUUUUUUCAAUUGUCCUGUCCAGAAGAAGUUGGAAUGCCAUGGGUUUCCAAUAUUGGCACUUCAUAGGAUGACAACAACUAGACUUGUCAAAAGAUGUCUCGAGGAAGUAUUUAGGAGUUGGUGGGAAAGGAUGUUUUCCAUUACUACACCUAUGGAAUCUGUGAUAUAUUUGUUCAUUCUCUUCUACGUUGCCUCUCUCUCCAGACUCUGUUUUGCCACACAUGGAGUGGAGGGUGAAGAGGGCAAUCAUUAGAUGAUAUCUAGCAAAGAAUCUCCUACCACUCCGCUUAGGCUUCACUUUUGUGCUCUUAGUCACAAAUUAGUGUUGUAGAGAAGGCAUUUCAUGACGUCAUUUUUGUUAGAAAAGCUUCAUACUUUGGUUUGAA